Molecule: messenger RNA, 372 nt
Organism: Amphimedon queenslandica
Lineage: Eukaryota; Metazoa; Porifera; Demospongiae; Haplosclerida; Niphatidae
Product: small VCP/p97-interacting protein-like
Exons: 4
Coding region: 89-325 (78 amino acids)
Biological process (GO): negative regulation of ERAD pathway; negative regulation of retrograde protein transport, ER to cytosol; positive regulation of autophagy
Cellular component (GO): endoplasmic reticulum membrane
Source: RefSeq, a predicted model, not a curated record
GGAAAAAAAAUGCAGUUUUGAGCUUUCCGGGAGAAUUUCCCGUCCAACUGGCAAGUGCCAAGUGCCAACUGGACUGUAAAGUUAGGCUAUGGGUAACUGCUUUGGAUUUGAGGCAGAUGAGCCUCCCCAGGAAGACCUAGAAGCAAGGAGAGAGAGACAGGCUGAAGCAGCAAUGAAAAGACAGAAAGAAAAUGAAAGUAAAGGUAUUAAGAAUCCUGAACUUUUGAGAGCUAAACAAGAGAGAAGAGAAGAAACAGAAAGAAGAGCAGAGGCCACUAACAGACAGCAGGGCUCUGGCGGUGGACUAAAGUGGACUGUCGGUUGAUUGUAAUGAAGAUAAAAUUAUAAUGAAAUACCAUGAUCGUUUAAUAA